AUGGGCGUUUUCUUGUCAGCAUUCCUGGCAGCAUAUACGAGCCACGGCGAAUUUUUUCGGAUCAUGUGGCCAACUGGUCGUGUUUUUGUGUCAUCCUUACGCUUCACUCAACAGAAGAAGUACGCAACUCAUACGCAGGUCGGAGGCGGCGAAUUCAAACAGUGUUUGAAGAAAGCGAAGCUUGGUGAAGUGCUUCAGACGUUGCCAAGGUCAUGGCACUGCGGCUUAACAUGUUCAAGCUGGAAACUACCACAGUCCGAUGAUGACUGUAGCCUUUACAGCCUCAUGUUUCCAUGA
This is a messenger RNA of Cylicocyclus nassatus, 297 nucleotides long. Lineage: Eukaryota; Metazoa; Nematoda; Chromadorea; Rhabditida; Strongylidae. The record is from the annotation of a GenBank genome assembly.